Penaeus monodon (black tiger shrimp) is the source of this 419-nucleotide messenger RNA. RefSeq lists its product as uncharacterized. The transcript is spliced from 3 exons. The record is from RefSeq and is a predicted model, not a curated record. NCBI's taxonomy places the organism in Eukaryota, Metazoa, Arthropoda, Malacostraca, Decapoda, Penaeidae. The coding region runs from base 41 to 373 and encodes 110 amino acids.
CUGGGCUCAUUCUCACACCGACCUUGAGCGAACAGACGUCAUGAGGCUGCUGGUGCUGCUUGCGUGCGCUCUGGCAGCGAGGCUGUGCACAGGAAACCUGAUUUACGCGCGCUUGCCGUACACAAUCGGGCAGCCGACGCUAUACGUGCAGCAGACAAAGUUCCUGGCCAUCACGGACCAGGACAAAAUCUCCACUCUGCAGGUAUUCACAGAUGUGGACCCUCCCGAGGCCUCCCCCGCCGCCCCUGCCCCCUGCCGCGGCCCCCUACACGCACCCCCUGGCCGCCCUGCCCCCCGGCUGGUGACGCUCUCCCGCGGCCGCUCACCGGGUUUCGACCCUGUUUAUGAAGCUUUAAAGCAUUGCGUCAUGUAAAUGUUGUCAUGGAAGAUUUCAUGUUUAAGACACCUUUAUACGCCAA